AUGAAACUGAAGCAGGACUCCUUUCUGUGGUACCUCUAUCUGGACAAAAUAUACUGCCUGCUCUCUGUGAGGAAUGUGCGGGCCCUGAUGGCAUACUUUAACCUCUUGGAUGUACAUCACAAACACACCUUGAAUGAUGUGCUGUUCUUUCACUUCAUGCAUCACGUGACGAACCUGACCAAGUCCCAGAUCAUGAUUACAUUUGACAUGCUGGACUGGAAUGCGAUAGGCGAGAUUGGUUUUGACCAGUUCUACAUUUUGGUUUGCAUUCUGCUGUCACAUGAGAGCCAUCUGGAAGAACAAUUUAUCUAUCGCCAUUCCCGGCCUAUCUUUGAGCUGCUCGACCUGGAUGGGGACCUGAGAAUUGGCCUAGACAACUUCCAGAUGUACAGAUUUCUCUUCAAUAUUAAAAGACAGGAACUCACAGAGCUCUAUCACGACUUUGAUUUCACUGGGGACCAUCGCCUUAAUUACAAAGAGUUUAAGCUGUUUACUAUCUUCUCCGUUGACAAAUACCAAGGGAAGCAGAAAGCCAAGAAAGAGAAAGCGGGGGAGAAACUGCUCAAAAUCAACACCACUACAAAGUGA
Molecule: messenger RNA, 588 nt
Organism: Elephantulus edwardii (Cape elephant shrew)
Lineage: Eukaryota; Metazoa; Chordata; Mammalia; Macroscelidea; Macroscelididae
Gene: EFCAB9
Product: EF-hand calcium binding domain 9
Exons: 4
Coding region: 1-588 (195 amino acids)
Biological process (GO): flagellated sperm motility; sperm capacitation
Cellular component (GO): cytoplasm; sperm principal piece
Molecular function (GO): calcium ion sensor activity
Source: RefSeq, a predicted model, not a curated record